GCAGUUGAGGGGAUUGGGGGAGGGGGUGAUGAUGUCUCUUGCAGGGGUCAAGGCACCUGAGUUGCAGCUCCUGGAGGGCUGGGGCUGGCCGGGGCUGCCAUCUCACGCCACUGGGGGAGGCACAGGGAGUGACAGAGCCAUGCAGGGCCUUCUAGCACCUUCCCACGCUGAGGUGGCUUUGGGGACACAGCCCUGAGGACGCACAGGCCUGCGCCCAGCCCCCUUCUCCCCUCGCAGUGACCCAGCCUGGGCUCCGUACACGGCAGCUAUGGGCACUGUGGGGACACUCAGGCCCCAGAAGGAGUCAGAAGGUGGGGAUGGCGGGAGGCCCCCACUUCCAUGAGGUGCCUGGCCCCUGCCCCCUUCCUGGAUCUCUCUACACCCAGGCAUCUUAUCUCCCCCACACCCGGGGCUCCUGGCCCUGGAAGUCAGUUCCUCCUUUAUCAGCAGCAGCAGCCUCUGGGCGCCGUGUCAGGGUUUUGGCCCCUCUCUGUCUGCGUCUGUCUCCUCUCUCCUCCUGUCAACUUGGGGCUCUCGCGACCCGGUGCCCGUCCCCCCACCCCAUGCUCCCGUUCAUGCUCUCUUUCUCUCCAGCCUCUUUCCAGCGCCAAUCCUGGUUGCCAUGGAAACACUGCAGCGGGUACCAGGUGGUGGCUGGGGGCAGGGAGCCCGCGCUGCCGCAGCCUGCGCCAUUUCCGAUGCCAGGCACCCUCGAGGCACAGUGGCUGGGGCUCAUGUUGGGGGUGCUUGGCCUCUCCAGGCCUCGAAGGCUUCUCCUGGGCUGAUGCAAGCUGGGGAACAGGAGGGACGGACGUGGGAGUGAGAAUGUCACAUGGGAGGCAGCUGGUGGCACGAUGGGGGACAGAGUGAAAGGUGGCAAGUCAAGGUGAACCGAAGGAUGAUCAGAGCGGAGGGAGGCUGUGGACGGGGGCGGAGGCUGCAGGAAGGGGACCGUGCUGCGGGGCUAGGGAGAUUGGACCCGCUGAGGCAAGGGCACAUCGAGGAGAAGCUGCAACCAGGGCUCCCGCUGCCUCCGGGAGGGCUGGGGGCACAGCCAGCUUGAAGCCUCCCUCAGACCUUGGCCACCUGAGGACGAGGAGGAGAGGUGAGCGCAAGGGGACAGAGCCCAGAGUCCCUGUCACCAUCUCUUCUCCCCACCCAAAGCAAGAUGCAGUUUCCAUGACAACCUGGCCAGCCAGAUAGGGGGCAGGGGACUGCAGAGGAAAUUUUCCACAUCAGCAGGGAGCAAGGAGGGUGUGCUGUAGGGGAAAGGGGGGCACACAGGGCUCCCGGAACCCCCGGUCACCGUGAUCACUGUGCCGGGCCCAGGAAAGUGGACAGAGUACAGGGAAGGGUUGUCCCGCCUCCACUCCAGCAGGCCCACGCCCCCACACUGGGUCUGCGGGGCAGGGGGAACACUGAGCCCAGAGGCUCAAGGGUCAGAUGUCCAAAGAGCAGCAGCUGCCCAGGCCUCGUGCAGGGGGCAGCCAGCAGCCCAGGGAGCCGGGCCACAGACACCACACUCAGGGCCAUGGCCGACAAGGGCCCAUGGAGGGUGGGCGUGGUGGGCUACGGCCGCCUCGGCACCCUGAUCUGGUUGUGGAAGUGGCCCAUCCCAAAAUAAUCCAUGAAUCUGGGGCACAAAUCCUGCGCCAUGCCAAUCUCCUGGUGGGGUCCCCCUCAGCUCUAAGUGACCAGACCACAGAGCGGCAGCUCUUGGAGGCCUCACAGCACUGGAACCAUGCCGUGUUUGUGGCCCGAGGGGCCCUGUGGGGCACCGAGGACAUCACGAGAUUGGAUGCAGCUGGGGGCCUCCGGAGCCUUCGUGUCACCAUGGCCACACACCCCGAUGGCUUCCGGCUCGAGGGACCUCUGGCUGCAGCCCACAGCACCGGGCCUCGCACUGUGCUCUACGAAGGCCCUGUCCGUGGACUCUGCCCCUUUGCCCCCCGAAAUUCCAACACCAUGGCGGCGGCUGCCCUGGCUGCCCCCAGCCUGGGCUUCGAUGGGGUGACUGGUGUGCUUGUGGCUGAUCUCAGCCUCACGGACAUGCACGUGGUGGAUGUAGAGCUGAGCGGACACCCGGGCCCCAGGGGCCGAAGCUUUGCUGUGCACACCCACAGAGAGAACCCUGCCGAGCCAGGCGCGGUAACCGGCUCCGCCACCGUCACGGCCUUCUGGCGGAGCCUCCUGGCCUGCUGCCAGCUCCCCUCCAGGCCGGGGAUCCAUCUCUGCUGAGAAGCCUCCUCCCUCCCGAGACGAGAUCAUCUUACUGGCCUCUCACUACCACUAUCCCACCCCUGCCUUGCCCCACUUCCCCAGGAUCUCCCUUCUGACUCAGUAAAGAUCACCGCUGUCUCCCCCUGCA
Molecule: messenger RNA, 2368 nt
Organism: Cercocebus atys (sooty mangabey)
Lineage: Eukaryota; Metazoa; Chordata; Mammalia; Primates; Cercopithecidae
Gene: ASPDH
Product: aspartate dehydrogenase domain containing
Exons: 6
Coding region: 1444-2238 (264 amino acids)
Biological process (GO): NAD+ biosynthetic process
Molecular function (GO): NADP binding; L-aspartate dehydrogenase [NAD(P)+] activity
Source: RefSeq, a predicted model, not a curated record